AGAUGUGGUGCUGCUAUGUUUCUCCGUGGCAAACCCAGUGUCUCUGCGAAACUGCCGGGUCAUGUGGUACCCAGAGAUCCGGCGUUUCUGCCCCAACACUCCAAUCCUCCUUGUGGGCUGCAAGAAUGACCUUAGAUAUAUUUGUAAAGAUGAGCAGUACUUGAGUUAUUGUCGAGACCGGUCCCCUCUCGUUAGACCAGUCCGGGAGUGUGACCUGGUCAUGCCAUGUGAAGGAAGAGCAGUUGCCCGUGAGAUUGGUGUAGAAUACUAUGAGACAUCGGUGCUUACUUACUUUGGGGUAAAUGAGAUAUUUGACAAUGUGAUUCGAGCCGCCCUCAUAUCCCGGAGACAACAGCGCUUCUGGAUGACCAACCUUAAGCGCGUCCAGCGACCUACGUUACAGGUGCCUUUCUGCCCGCCCAAGCCCAAGGUUCAGGAUCCUUCUACUGUUGGGAGCACAUUGCGUGAGGAUUUCCACUGUCUUCUCACAAGCGCUGCCUUCACAGACCUGGUGCUGGUUGCUGGAGGUGGACCCACGGCUGGGGGCACCAUUGUCCAUGCUCAUAGGUUUUUGGUGGCCUCUGCAUCAACUGCCUUCCAUAAGCUGCUCAUGACUGACCUCUCUGACUGUGUUACUACACGCCGCAGCUCAGAUUCGAGCAUGUUGAGUGGAACAUUUGGUGAUACCAACCUUGGGAACUUCAACUCUGAUACUGAAUGUCUCCUUGGUAAUGAUCAUAGUCUGCAACGCCCAGCAAGGUUCGUAUUAAAAGCUGUUUCUUCAUCCAGUCGCCUUCGGGAGGCUGUAAAGAGGAGAUCAAGUAUGCAGACUUUACCCCAAGAACAACACCCGGGUAUUCACAGAGAACUUAACCAUGCAGCCUUCCAAGCCAUUAGUAUAGAACAAUGGGAUGACAGAGGUAGUGACAGAAAUUCCUCAGAUCGUAGCCCACGCCAGUCCCCAGCCUGGGUCCCAGUUCAGACAGUAGUGCAACUCAGUAAGCUAGUGAGCAAUUCUGCUUUACGUAUUAUUGUACAUUUCCUCUACACGGGCACAAUCUUCUGCCGUGAAUGCCAUCUGCCAACAGUGGAGCUUAGCGAACUGAAGCAAGCAGCAGAGUUCUUAGAAUUGCCUGAACUCCAGACAUAUGUUACCAACCUAAUGAACAAGGAGGAGUUCCUCAAUAACGACCUCUCUCAGCAGUACCUGCAGAUGUUGUGUGGUCGACUAAAGGAACUGUGCUUAGAAGGUGGACUCUUCUCAGAUGUCCUUUUCCAGUUAGAAGACGGCACAGCCUCUGUCCACAGACCUCUGCUCAUGUCGCGCUGUGACAUGAUGCAUGCCAUGUUCUCUGGAGACUUCAGAGAAAGCAAUGCCAAAGUGAUUACCUUCCCGGGUGUAAAGCUCAGAACGUUCCAGGUCCUGUUACAGUACUUGUAUACUGACACUAUACCCACACUCAAGACCAGAGAAUGUCUUCCCAUUGUGGAGCUGGGCAACCGCUUGUGUCUUCCUCGUCUCAUAUCAUUGGUCGAAAACGAGAUCAUUGAUCUUUUUCAGCGAGUGAUACAGGCCGGCGGUGAUGUCAGUGAGGAUUGCAUCUACCUUCUUGAGCCAUUACAGAUGCACAAUGCUCAUCAGCUAGUGGAGUGGUGCCUCACAUGUAUGGCAACAAACUACAACCACGUCUGUAACAAGCAUGCAAAGCAAUUGCGUUCACUCCACCCAGAAAAUCAGGCAUAUUUGAAUAGACAUCGAUGGCCUCCUGUCUGGUACCUCAAAGACUAUGAUUAUUAUGAGAGGUGUUUAGUUGAGCGACAGCGAGAAGAAAACCCCAUCAAACCCCUGAAGAGGUCUCGGAACACUGCUGGCUGUCUCUGCUUCACAUCCAAGAGCCGCAGGAAUGCAGAGAAACAAAACUAUCGCACAAUACCGUACGAGACCUGUGGAUGGUACUGCUGGCCCUGGAUAGAACAUCUAUUAUGAGGGCACUAAAUGGCCACCUUCACCAGUCACCCGUCAACUGUCACCUUUCAACAACCACCUGUCAACUGUCACCCCUUCAACUUUAACCAGUUAACAUGUAAUACCAAUCACUAUUCAACAUACAUCUGUUAACUACCAUAUGUUAGCAUACAUCUGUAGUUCAUAAGCACUUCAGACCCACCAAAGAAUAUUCAUACUAAUUAUAACUGGCUCUAACCUCUAAUUACUAUCUAUGUGGUUUGUGAUGUCACCAGUUGAAAUUAAUGAAGGUUCUGUUUAAAAAAAGGUCAGUACAUAGAGGGUGUUGGCAGAUGAUCGGACUCACUCUAUAUGGCACAAAAUAUCAAGAGUUUACAGGUUGAUCUCCACAAGCUACAUGAGGGUGAAAGGAUGCAAUGUGCCUGAAGGUGGUCAUAAUGCAUAGUCUGGAAACAGUUUUACUUAGCCUUUAAAAAGAAGAUACUAUGAAUUUAUUAGUUUAAAUAUCAGGGAAAAUAAACAUGGAAGAGAAAUUCUAGAAGGUUAUGGUUAGAUUAAAUAGUUUGUAAGAGUCAUUGAUGACAAAAGUCAGGAAUCUGCCACAAUUUGUGCAGGAUUUGAGCUCAAGGUAAUUACAGGGAAUCACCAUAAAAAUGACUUGAAGGCUGUCUGCAAAUAAGAUAAGAAAUACUUAUGUGUUUUUUACCUUUUAUUGAUAAUUCCAGAGAAUUUCAUAUACAUAAAACAUCUAACAAAGAGACCUACUCCAUAUGACAGAAAUGGCAAACAGAGGAAGAAGAUAUGUAAAAUAAUAUCCCUUAUUAAUGUGUUCUUUGUUAAGUUGAAACAAAUAAUUUUAAAGUAAAAUUAAACAUUGUAAAACAAGUUGUAAUGCAAAUAACAUUUUUUGUUGGAUUAAUUGUCUACCUAUUUCUAGGUAAUUUACUUUGCAUUAAGAACAAUAUUUUUUGUGAUAUAGAUAUUUAACAGAGUACAAAAAUGAUGAAAGAACAUUAAAACACUAAUUUCAUAAUCAACAUGAUGUUCACCGAAACUCACAUGGUUUCAUCAUACCGCAGUCCAUUACUUGCAUUCUUUCAGUUAUUCCACGUCAUGAAAAGUAUACAUAAUAUAGAAAGGUCAGGAAUGCCUGUAUUCUGUGUUCACUUCCUUUUUCUCAUUUUGUCAAGCAUUCCCCACAUUUACAACACAUAAUUACCUCUGAUAAUCAUGAUACAGAGGCAUGAAUUAUCAGAUACAACAUUUUGCGGUAAUCUGUGAAAUCUGGUAAUAAAAUAAUUAUUUACAUUUCUUGAAGCUUUAGAGCCGUGAUUCUUACAAUCAAGAAUAUGUGAUACAUAAUUUUUUUUUUUUUUUAUAAGAAGCAGACCCUGGACAAAGCAGAUUGAAAUUUGCCUCAUUCGAAAUGUAUCAAUAUAUUCCCAAGACAAAACUCAUUUCCAGAGUUAGUCAACCAUUCAGCAGUAGGCUCUUAACACAGUAUUCCCUCAGCAAGUUCCUCUCACGAACAUCACCGCGGGGACAAUGACGGUCUUUUAAUUAAGAGAGCUGAGAGGCUGAUUGACUGUUGCCAGACUUAUAAUUGAUAAGGUCAUUUUCACUUCCUGUGCAUUAACGUUGUGUACAUCACUUUCCUGAAUUUAGUAAUGGUGAUACAAACAGUUUAGACCAUUUAUACAAUCAACUGUGCUUUCGCUGUUCUCUGUCUAUAGAGAUAAAAAUAAGUGCAAAACGUGAUAUUGAAGAGAAUUAAAGGAAAUUGCCAAGGUUGUAAAAUUCAUAUGUAUGGAUUUUUCUUUAGCAUCUUGUGCGACAGUUACACAUAUGAAUGGAGUUAAUCAGUAGUACAUAUGAGUAGUAUGCAGACUAGUAUCUGGCGUAUUCACAGCAACCUCCUCCGCUAAACUGUAGAUGAAGGAGGAGCAUAACCAACCUUCUAAGUCAGCUUUGUUUAGAAAAAAAAAUGAGUAAUAUAGAGCAGUGAAAAUCAUCCAGGAGAUAAGAGGGCAGGCCUGGAAGCAGUGUAAACCAGCUAGAGAUCAUUAAUAUGCAGUGCAAAGCAAGCACAAGUAUAGAUAAAACUGCCAUGAAAAUGAGCAUUAGGUGUAACAUGCCAGUCGUAAAUAACAAACACAUUUAUAUCGUAGACAUAGACCAAGUGUAAGCAGUGACAGAAAGUCUGCAUUGGAUAUGCCACUUAAAUUGUAAGCACAUGAGCAUAAUUGUGUGAUCAAGCUUUGAUGUAGGUCAGGUGUACUGAUGAGAUGCAGUAGCAUAAACUAAACUUAGAAAAAUAAGUAUCCCAAGCUGGGAUGUUAAGAUUUGCCAAAGUGUAGAAACAAACUGAAGUAGGAGGCAAGCUUGUCUUAAGUAAAGUUUGUGUAAAUUUUUACUAAAGUAAGAGGUUUAAACUGUAUUGCAUUGCUUUCUCUCAAGAAGGAAAUUUAUCGUGAUAAGGAAACGUACUAGGAAACAUAAUCUUAAAUCACUAGGCCAAACAAACAUAAGUAGUUAAACUGACAUCUCAGGGACGGCUGAAGUGGGUUCAUUCAAAACUAUAAUGUGCACAGUGAAAAGCUGAAAGAGAAGGAGACGCAGUGGAAAAGUCAUCAAGUUGUGUUAAAAAAAAAAAGAACAAAUCCUUCAACUAAGCACUAAAAAAAAAAAUACAAAAAACCAUACAGUGAUCAUGAACUCGAGUGCAGCCAUCUCAUGAUAUUCCAAGAAAGAAAUGCCAGUGGAAAAAAGUCUCAGUGCCGCAUUGUACAAGGAAACGAGUGCCAUUAUGCUGUGCAAAGUUAGGCUGAAACAAGAGGCAAAAUUUCUUUGAAUUCAAGCUAUGAAAGAAUGUAAAAAGGUGUAGUAAACAGUAAGUGGUUUAUGUUGUAAGGUUAUGAUGAUGUAACGUCCAGUGUGUUGGACAGACAAAAUCAUACAGGCAUUAGGCUUACUGGAAGGUAUGUCCAUAAUGCAGGUUUGGGUUAACAUUGAUUACAUUGUAAGUCGUUUUGAAUCUCUAUUGGUUAAAGAAUUGAAGCAUUAUACUCUUAGUUGGAUUCAAGCUAGAGUUUGGGAUAGAGGUAUAGUCAAGGACCAAGCUGGAUCUGAAGUUUCACUAUAGUUUGGGACCAAGCUUGAAUGUCUGGUUACACUGAAGAUUAGGUAAAAAAAAAAAUAAAAAAAAUAAAAAGAAAGAAAAAAAAUGUAUGUAAGGCCAUGCUUUUGUAAAGUUAAGGUGAAAUGUUUUGCUAAAUGUUAACAACCCAAUAAACCUUUGCCUGAUGACUAAGCAGAAUGGUUAAACAAAUGCCAAAGUUUAAUAUUAACAAUUUGAUUUUCAGGUGAUGACUAGGUGUGAGGACUGUGUACUGGCUAUGUUCCAUGUAAGAAAUUUAUGAAUAGCAUUUUACUGAACAGUGUUGAAGGGAAGUGCAAAACUAACCAGUACACGCAAUACACAAGUAAAGUAAAUCCAAACUAUUACAAACAUUAAGGUUAUACUGGUGAAUAUUGGUGAUAUAUUAAAACCACUUCACAGUAAGUAUCAGUUAUGUUGUCUGUGAUCUUGCUAAAGCCAUGCCAAUGCUGAUAUACAAGGAAGAUUAUACACCUUUUUGACUAUAUUUAUAGAUUCUAACAUAAACAAUACACAGACAUUUAUACUGAUGUUAAAAAACGGCCUUAGAAUUUGCAAAUUAAAGAUACAAAUGCUAAAGGUUGAAUAAGUAUUCAUAUGCAUUGGGUUUAAUGAAUUAUCCAAAAUGCUAAAACCAUAUAAGUGCACAUAUCUAUACAAAGAUUUCUUCUGGUUGUGAAUUUUUAAGGAAAAGUCCCAUGUGCGUAUGUGGGGUGUACAUGUCUACAUACACAUGUCCGCUCUAUUUUAAAAUUUGAGCCUUGCUUAAAAAUGAAGACUUCAUUAUCCAUGAAAAUCUCUUCUUAUUUUGUCAGUGGCUUUCUAAUCAAUGUAAAAACAUAAUUUCAUAAUUUUUUUUUCUAUGAAAAUAGGUAAUUCUGUGAGGAGAUAUAUUUUUGACAUGCAUGAAAUAUUCACAUGAAACUAUCCUGUAAGCAAAAGAAUGUCAGCCCAGAAACAUAUAGAACAUAUUGUAAGGCUCAAUAUGACCAUUUAUCCAACUUUCAUAAAUAAUCAAGGUUGUCCAACUUCUAAAUGCAAAUUAUAAAUCAAUUCCUCCUUUGCAUUUAUAUCGUUCAGACAGUGAAACAAAUACUGUGAUAUUUCAAGCAGUAAUAUUUUAUUGACAUAAUCUUUCACUUUGAAUAUCAGUAUAAGAGUGUAUACAUUAACCUUGUUAAAUCAGCAUAAGGUAGUCAGCUGUCACCCAUUACACCUUAUAUAACAGUAACAUUUUGUAAGGUCAAUAUAAUCUUGUGUCCUGGAAUGUAUUGAGUAACUAUCAGUCAGAAAAGGUGCAGAAACACUAGGAGUUAUUAUAGGAAAAAAAUGUUUCUCUCAUAAGUGUAACUGUUGCAUUUGUAAGAGGAUAGAAUAUGCCUAAACAGUUCUUACAGACUGUGACAACCACAAGAUGUUUUGAGUCGACUUCAGCCCUGUUUUGAGAAAAUACUCAUAGUAAUGCUGUUCAACAUUGGCCUAACAUGUCUAAAGAGUUAUAGUCUUUUUGCUUUGGAGUUUUUGCAUUAGUUUGAACCGAUUUCAUGAAACAUAUGCACUAAAGCUUGACAUCUUUUAUAAAUAAUAAUAAAAUAAUAAAGAAUUAAUAAAUCUAAUUUACAAAAAAAGAAAAAGAAAAAGAAAAAGAAUAUCAUAGUUAUGAGAACAGCUAUGAACCAGGUGCAGGGGCUUACAAACGAUCAGAAUUAGAGCACUUAGCCAGACCCAAAGUAGUAAUGAGCAUUGUAAACGCGUCGUUCAUAUUACAUGUAGGUGAGAACCACUUAUUUUAAUACAGCAGUGUUUAGUCUGUUCCUGUCAUUGGCACUUAUCUAAAGUGUUGCACAUAAGUGGUAGCUCAUAAGUGGUUCACAUCUAGUUUCAUCACAAAUCACUUCAGAUCAUCAUAGGUUUGUAGAGUAUGAGUAGUUUACACUUUUUAUGACAAGUAAUCUUGAAUAAGUUUCCUCGGGCAUUCUAUAAACUGAACUCUUCUCACAUCUGUGAAAGUUCUAUUUUUACAUGUUUAGGAAAUAAUUCCUUCCAGGUCUUACAGUUUACAUGACCAAUCAUUGCAUCUGCUUUGCUGGAGCCAGGAGAGGUACCAAUAAUGCCAUCCAACUAUUUUGUGUCAUCACUCAUCACAUCAUAGUCAAAUGUGUUUGUAUAAAGUUACUCUCAUGAACUAAGAAUCUUUGGGAUUUGUGAACAAGGUUAACUGUAUUUUAUUCUGAUGAUUUUGUAAUUCAUUACAGAGGCAGAAUGUGAAAUACAUCAGGUAAUGUGAAUGACAAUGAGUUUAGUUUACAAAAAUACAUUCUGUUCUGACAAGUUUUUGGGAUGUUAAAAAAAAAAAUGUAAAGUAUAUAAAGUAAUGUGACAAACUCUGGGAAAGUUUUUUUUCUAAUGUCAAAGGUAAAACAAAUUCACAAUUCAUUAGGUUUAAUAUGAAGGUGUUAAUUGCUUAGGUGAGAAUGCUAUUGAUUUCAGAAGCUCAAAUAUGUUAUGUUGUUUGUGGCUAUGAACAGAUACUGUGACAAUACAUAGUUAUGAUAAUAAUUUAGUAUGAUAUUUUCACUUAUUAAACACAAUAAUUCUGGAAAUAAUUAAUUGGAAAAGAAAACCCAUUUAGUACACCAAAAUUAAAUAGGAACAAAAUGUAAAGAUUUUAUUUAUUAUUUAGGUACAAUAGGUGUAUGAAGUGAUACCAAGAUGGCACGAGAGAACAUGAGCAAAUAGGCAGUUCUUCCCACAGUCUGUGUGAUAUAUGUGGUCAUCACCAUUGACACCACCAUUGCCAUACUCACCACAGGACGUUCACCAUGAUGUCAUUCUCCAUAAUCUCAGUAACCACACUUUGAUUGGUCUUUUCACUUCCAUAGGCUGAUAUCAUGCAGUAAUAAUAAACUACAUAUAUAACACCACAGUUCCAUAAUGCUGCAGGUGUAGUACACAGUCCCGUAACUUCACACCCAUUUCAAUUAUACUUACAUUAUUUCAGGGUAAACUCCAGCCAGUCAAAGUUUGGGUACUAGGGUUAGUUCCUCAUAUUCAUGCAAGCUUUGGAAAUGUCAGAAAGUUCUUUUAAUGAUAGAAUUUGAUGAAUAAACUAAUUGAUCAGUUU
Molecule: messenger RNA, 8247 nt
Organism: Penaeus indicus
Lineage: Eukaryota; Metazoa; Arthropoda; Malacostraca; Decapoda; Penaeidae
Product: rho-related BTB domain-containing protein 1-like
Exons: 12
Coding region: 62-1987 (641 amino acids)
Biological process (GO): proteasome-mediated ubiquitin-dependent protein catabolic process; regulation of proteolysis
Cellular component (GO): nucleus; cytoplasm
Molecular function (GO): ubiquitin protein ligase binding; GTP binding; GTPase activity
Source: RefSeq, a predicted model, not a curated record